AUGUACACGAGCAGCGCACUACAUCAGAGGCUUGCCCCUUAUUGCUUGGGCCCUUCUUCUCCCUUAUUUGAUGUCAGGGACGCCUGCCGCCUCAUGGGCAGGAUGCCCCACAAACUGCCACUGUCCCGCCGGCUGCUUGAUGUUGAUGAGGGGGGACCUUGCACGGAGGAGCUCCGAGAGAGUCGGCGAGACAGACGGCGGAUAAGGCCACUACCAGGCAUUGGGGCUUCGUGUGGUUCUGAAUAUCGGCAGGAAAAGUGUGACGUCAUCUGUGCGUUUGACAUCUUGUUGGUCAAGAAUGGCUGCAAGGAAACAGAGCGUCAGCUUGGCAAUGGCUGA
This is a messenger RNA of Ostreobium quekettii, 339 nucleotides long. The record is from the annotation of a GenBank genome assembly. NCBI's taxonomy places the organism in Eukaryota, Viridiplantae, Chlorophyta, Ulvophyceae, Bryopsidales, Ostreobiaceae.